Messenger RNA from Thyridium curvatum, 1272 nucleotides. RefSeq lists its product as uncharacterized. The record is from RefSeq and is a predicted model, not a curated record. Lineage: Eukaryota; Fungi; Ascomycota; Sordariomycetes; Thyridiales; Thyridiaceae. The transcript has 4 exons. Gene Ontology annotation, biological process: polyketide metabolic process. Bases 1 to 1272 code for a protein of 423 amino acids.
AUGCAGAGCAAGUAUGCAAAGCUGCCCUUCCUCCCGGAGACCUCCCUGCAGCAGAUAGCUCCCGGGGUGACUCUAUCCAGGCCCUUGUCUCGCAGAGGCUAUGGCCCUGGACUCAUCGUCAUUGUGCCAUCCACCGGGGUCGCUGGCCCCAAUGCCUUGGCAGUUCAAGAUGGCGUCCCCUCACCCAUGAUGAAGUGGGCUGAGGAGAGCUUCGUCGUCGUCGAGAUUGUCGAGAGUACCCUUGAGAGUUCGCAGAAUCCCAUUGGACUGGCUCUCGGUGCGAUCGCCGCAUCGGACGCCACCAAGCCUGCUAACAGCGGCGUUGUGUUGAUUGUGAUCGUCAAGGCUGACACACAGCCAGCCUACACCCCACAAGGCUGGAACCGCGUUGCAGGAACGUUGGCCUCGUUCCCUGAGAUCAAGGGAGCAGCAGUAUAUGGUGACUUGGCUAAUGCUCAAUCACUUGCUGCAUCGCCGGUUCCACUUGUACAGCAUCUUGCGGGCAAAGCGACCGCACUCCUCUCCCGGACACAAGACCUGACGGCAUACGACUAUCCCACUGUGUCGCAUCCUGCUUUCGCUAUCCCCUUCCAUGCCAACUUCGACUAUCCCGCAGAGGGUAUCUCUCAUACCAGAAACCUGACAUUCUUCAAGAAGCUCCUGAAUGGACCUUACUUUGACCUUGAGGCACUCUGGGAUGAGCACACGUACUAUGAGUUUGAGAACCGCUCCCUCGAGUGCACCAUGGGAACAAUGGUUCAGGAGCCAUACGUGAAUCACGUCCCAACUCUCACCGGGGGUAUUGGGCGGGCCAGACUGACCGUGUUCUACCGUGACCACUUCAUCUUUUCCAACCCCCAAGAUAUCGAGACCGUGCUCAUCAGCCGGUCUAUGGGAAUUGACAGAGUUAUUGACGAAUAUCUCUUCAAAUGCACGCAUAACUCACAGAUCGACUGGCUCGCUCCUGGCAUUCCUGCUACGGGAAGGAAGCUUGAGAUCCCCAUGAACGCCGUGGUCAACGUCCGUGGUGAUCGCCUCUACCAUGAGCACAUCUGGUGGGACCAGGGAACAGUCUUGAAGCAGCUCGGCCUGCUCCCAGAUUACUUGCCUUACCCGCAUGCCCUUCCGGACGGGAAGCUACCCGGACCCGGUGCUCACUUGGAGUACCGCGUUCCCGCUGCUGGCAGGGAGGCUGCGCUGAAGUUGGAAGACAAGGACUCGAUCGAGUCCAAUGAAAUGUUCACCUACAAGAUCAGGGAGGCGUCGGGCUGA